AUUAACCGAGCUCCGUAACCUAGUUUUUCCCUCCAGAAGAAAGGAGCUGGUGGCAGGCCAAGGGAAUGAGCUCGCUUCCCGGUUUCUUUAAUGAGCCAUUCGCCACUCGUUCACAACGUGAAGAGUCAGCAACUUCCCAGCACCCACUCAGCAAUAAUCGAGGGAGCGCGCCGUAACGCGCAGGCGCUUGCUGGCCAAGGUACUGCAAGAGACUCUGGGCCUUGUAGUUCCGGCAUUCCCAGUCUUCCCCAAGCGCCUGCGAAUUCGCGCCUCCAUCACUACUACCUGACCCAGAAGCCCUUGCGACUCUAACUCUUGGAAGCCGUAGUUGAAGCGGGUGGCGGCUGAGGGGACUCCCCCCACUCCCCCCAAAACCCAAAACAAGGAAAUGGUGCCCAGUAUGGUGGCCUCGUGCCCUUGCGCUUGAAUGCUACCGGUCCCGCCGCCGCCGCCGCCGCCGCCGCCUCACCCCGUUGCCCACCUCCCUCUCUUCCUUCUCUAGUCGCUCCUUCCAUGGGUGAAAGACAUGGACUACGAGUUCAAAUCCAAGCUGGCGGCCGAGCGCGAGCGGGUGGAGGAUCUGUUCGAGUACGAGGGCUGCAAAGUCGGGCGAGGCACCUACGGGCACGUCUACAAAGCGCGGCGCAAGGACGGAAAAGACGAAAAGGAAUAUGCACUGAAGCAGAUUGAAGGCACAGGGAUAUCCAUGUCGGCAUGUAGAGAAAUAGCACUUUUGAGAGAACUGAAGCAUCCUAAUGUGAUUGCAUUACAGAAGGUUUUCCUUUCUCAUAGUGAUAGAAAGGUGUGGCUGCUGUUUGAUUAUGCUGAACAUGAUUUGUGGCAUAUUAUCAAGUUUCACCGUGCCUCAAAAGCAAACAAAAAACCCAUGCAACUGCCAAGAUCUAUGGUCAAAUCACUACUUUAUCAGAUUCUUGAUGGAAUCCAUUAUCUCCAUGCAAACUGGGUGCUUCACAGAGAUUUAAAACCAGCAAAUAUUCUAGUAAUGGGAGAAGGUCCUGAAAGAGGAAGAGUUAAAAUAGCUGAUAUGGGUUUUGCAAGGCUAUUCAAUUCUCCUCUUAAGCCACUGGCAGACCUUGACCCAGUUGUGGUGACAUUUUGGUAUAGAGCUCCUGAAUUGUUACUUGGAGCACGGCACUACACAAAGGCAAUUGAUAUAUGGGCUAUUGGCUGUAUAUUUGCUGAGUUAUUGACUUCAGAACCUAUAUUUCACUGUCGUCAGGAAGACAUCAAAACAAGCAAUCCUUUUCAUCAUGAUCAGCUUGAUCGUAUAUUUAGUGUCAUGGGAUUUCCUGCAGAUAAAGACUGGGAAGACAUUAGGAAAAUGCCAGAAUAUCCUACACUUCAAAAAGAUUUUAGAAGAACAACAUAUGCCAAUAGUAGCCUCCUCAAAUACAUGGAAAAACACAAAGUCAAGCCUGAUAGCAAAGUAUUCCUUUUGCUUCAAAAACUUCUGACUAUGGAUCCAACUAAAAGAAUUACCUCAGAGCAAGCUUUGCAGGAUCCUUACUUCCAGGAAGACCCGUUGCCUACAUCAGAUGUUUUUGCUGGUUGCCAGAUUCCAUACCCCAAACGAGAAUUUCUUAAUGAAGAUGAACCCGAGGAAAAGGGUGAUAAGAAUCAACAGCAGCAGAACCAACAUCAGCAACAAACAGGACCUCAGCAGCAACAGCAGCAGCAAGCAGCACCUCAGCAGCCGCAGCAACCACAGCCUCAAGCAGCACCUCAACAGCAAAACAGCACCCAGACCAAUGGAACUGCGGGGGGUGGCGGGACAGGAGGUGGUGGGACUGGGGCAGGUCUCCAGCAUAGCCAGGACUCUGGCCUCAACCAGGUGCCUCCAAACAAGAAACCACGCCUUGGGCCUUCAGGCACGAAUUCAGGCGGGCCUGUCAUGCCUUCAGACUAUCAACACUCCAGUUCACGCCUGAGUUACCAAAGCAACAUUCAGGGAUCUUCUCAGUCCCAGAAUACAAUGGGCUAUUCAACAUCAUCUCAGCAGAGUUCUCAGUACCAUCCGUCCCAUCAAUCUCACCGGUACUAAAGAGACUUCAUAAAGGGUGUUAGAAAGGAAUGAACUAACAAUGAGUGGACUCCAGCAAUAUGAAGUUCAUAACCAUGAGAAGAACCAAAAAAAAAUGCAAAUUGUGAUGCAGAUUUUAGAAUUGCAAACUUUUUAUUUACUAAUUAUUUUAAGACAAGAAGACAGUUUUUAUCCUUUUUUGCCAUAAAGGAGAUUCUUGUGAAGUUUCCCUUCAGCUUUCGCAUGUGUUCCAUUGUGGUUACUCGAUCUGAUCUGAACCAAGCACUUAAACUUCUUUAACCUAUGGAAUUGUUGAAGGAUUCCUGGUGCACCUUUCUCGUGUUGUAGUAAUUGCCAUAAAUCUACCCUUUUCCAAAUCCUUUUACCAGGAUUUUAAAUUUUUGGAAUCUUGAACUCCUGGGCUUUUCAAGCUUGUAUAUAGUUAUUUUUUUUACUAGGCAGACCAGUUUAGCUAUACAGGUAUAAUGCACCUUUUAAAAGCACUAUGUUAUUUUCACAGGAUAUUACUCUUUUGCUCAUGGAUGUCAAGAACAGCAGAUUUUACUAUUCCAGAGUAUUUUAUUAUCUUUUUAGUAGUCUAGUUUUCAGAUGAGAUAUUUAAAAAAAAAAGAAGAAAAGACAAAUAUACAACCCAAGUCUCUGCAGCAGCUAUUACAUGUUAUGUGUUUGGAUUGAACCCCAAACAGAAGAUUAUGAACGUUUCUUUUAUCAUUCAGAUGAGCAUCCCAUAGAUGAUUGGUCAUUUUCUUCCAAGUGAAUUGACUGGAGCUUUGCUUUAUAUCAAGGUAUGGAAGCAAAGCAGAAGACAUCAAGUUUUGUGGCUCCGGUAGAACAAAUUUGACUAAGUGUCUUCUUUAGUGAUUAUCUGUUACCUGCAGUGGUGUCUUUGCUCUGUGUUGAAUCUCUACAGCUGGGGUUCAUCAUCAAUGGGAUAAAGGGCAAAGAAGGCUUUGUCACUCCUUUGGGGAGGCUGGGUAGAGGGACAAAGUGUAUAUGUGCAUCUUUCUUUUGUUUCUUACCUAGACUUUGAUUGAAUUUUGAUUUUGAAACUUGCAGCAAAAACAAACAAAAUGUGCUGUGGCACCUUAAAAGACUAAUAAUUUUGCUCUUGCAUUAGUAUCUGCCUAGUUGCAGAAGACUUGCAAUCAUGAACCUGGAGAAGCCAUUAUUGUUGUUGCUAUUAUUCCUUCAUUAUCCAGUUGAAGCAGAUCAAAUACUGAAAAAGGAGUAGUUGAACAAUAUAUUGAAGUUGCUUAGCCUUCUCAUGUACAUUAUGCAUCUGAUGUUGUUGUAUCACUGCGGUGAUUGAUCCAGAUUAGAUAUGAUAGAUAAGAUAUGCUAUACUGAAAUGUUUUUUAAUCCUAAAACAGGAAUAGACUCCAUGCUAUCCUUCCAGUGUUUUGGACUAUAAUCCUUGCCAUUGGCUGUGCUAGCUAAAGCUGAUUAAGAAUGAAGGUUCAGGACAUCUGGAGGAAGGCACUAGGUUGCCUGUCUCUGCCCUAAGAUCUGACCCAAAGAGUCCUGAAGAAAUAUUGUGAUCUUGGACAAGCACUUCACACGAAAAAUAACAAAGCUUAUGAACAGAUCCUAUAUGUUGGAGACUUGUCGUCUAAUUACUAGUUAUAGUAUCUGUGAACAGAAGCAACAUAGACUAUGAAGCAACUCCUUCCCCCGUCUAUUUUUAAAAGAACUACAUAAAUAAGGUAGUGCGCUUUAUUCAGAAAUUUAGAAUUCAUCGUUGAAUUCACCAUAUUCUGACUUUUUUCCCCUUUUUUAAACUAGAUUUUCUGUCAUUCUAUGUAUGAAGAUAACUUAAAGUAAGCAUUUCUUACUUAACAUUUUAGAAUGUGAAGGAAUGCAACUGAAUAGGGUUUUCCUGGGGUAAUCACUAUUCCUUCCCCACGACUACUAAAAGUGGAAUAAUUAGAAAUCGGUGCAAAUUUGUGUUGUUUGUACAAAUUGUAGAAUUCAAUUUCCUUGUGUGGAAUUUGGCUCAUCAUGGUGCAGAAGCUUUUUAAGCAUACAAGGCCCUAACUUUAUUGCACUAAAUGUAAGAGGAUAUAUACUUUAGAGUAUAUACAAUAAGCAGCACUCAGUAUUUUAAAAAUAAUUAUUAAAAAAGAGAAAUAGAGGAAGAAACCAGGUUAUAUAGGCAUUUUAUGGGCAUUUACACUAUACAACAUAAACUUAUGCCUUGUGGUUUUUUUCUUCUUAUAUAUAAGAACCCCUUAACAAAAGUUAAAACUUUAUACUAUGACUGAAAUAUAAAUUUGUGUUGGAUAUGCUUGCCGCCUUGAGUUAUUUGUAAAAAAAAUUAAGGCGGGAUAUAAAUAAAUAAUAAUUAAAAAAAUUAGACAGUGGAUCCACUCGCUUGGAAGGGAAAAUUUGAUUCUAAGUGUAAUAGAGGUGUCUGAUUCACGAAAUAACAAGUAAUUUAUUUGAGAAGAAAUAUAACUGGAUCUUUCUCCACCGAAAAACUUUAUUUUUUUGUAAUACUUUGCGCAUCAUGUGUCUAAAUUAGUUUUGUUGGAUGGAAUUUGUGUCUUCCAUACGAAUCUUCAGUGAAAACAUUCCUUUUCUUUCAUACGUCUCCAAUUUUAUCUGUCUUACUGCAUUCAAGCUAAUAUCUGGUCAGCAGCUGAGAAGAUUAUUAAAUUUCACUUCGACCAGCUUAUGAGCAACCCAUUUUCUUUUUGCUACUCCAGCCUUCUUCUUGUAGCAAUUGCAACUAUUGUGAGCUCUGUCAAAAUAUAGCUUCCUCUGUGCAUGCAGUGUGAUGAUUACCUGUGUUGAAUGUGCUUUAUUUCCACGAGCUUCCGAUCCCCUUGAAUAUGGCCAUGAUUAUACUCUGUAUUGAUAUAUUUGCAUAUUUGCUGGAAAAUAAUGGUUUGAUGUGCUCCAUUUCCCUGCCGCGUCUGUGCAUACAUAUGUAGCUGUGCUCAAUACUUCAUGGCCUUCCAAAUAAGCAUUGACAGGGGAAUAGAUGAAAGUAUAGGUUUACACUUUUGAAAUGUUUACUGCACUCAUUCUCUAUUUGUAUCUUGGCUUUGCGGCAUACUUGGCCUAUUAGGGUGAACUAUUUGUGUAUAAUAUGAUGAGUGUCUCAUGUAUUGCAGGGCUAAAGUGAGAUAGCUUUGUUUCAGGGGAAUUUAACAAAUCAAAAUACAUUGUAUAAUAAAUAAUCUGUUGUAUGUUAUGGAAACAGGACACAGAAACGUUCAUAACUGUGCAGCUUCGCUUUAAACCUGCCGUUUUCAUGUCGCUAUCUCAUUGGCUCUCGGAAGUGGACAUCGAGCAAUUGAAUUUUGCCUACCGUCAUUCUGCAGUGCUUCUCUUCUGGUUUUUCAAAGAAAAGGGCCAAGAAAAUACGAUUAGCAAAGCAGGGAUGACAUGAACAGUAACACAGACUGCAUAAUGAAGGAAGAAUCGUGUGAAAGCUGCAAGUCCCUGCACUGUAUCUGUGACACUGUAUCGGUCGGGUGGGGAGGUUGGGAGGACAUCUUGUUAGGGAAGUGGAAGCUUGAAGUAUUUGAUUAUGUAUAAUAUUUUAUAUAAACGUAAUAAGCUUAGUUCCCCUUCAUAAUCUUCAUUGAUGGUACUUAAGUAAAGAUAAC
Molecule: messenger RNA, 5676 nt
Organism: Pseudonaja textilis
Lineage: Eukaryota; Metazoa; Chordata; Lepidosauria; Squamata; Elapidae
Gene: CDK19
Product: cyclin dependent kinase 19
Biological process (GO): protein phosphorylation
Cellular component (GO): nucleus; cytosol
Molecular function (GO): protein serine/threonine kinase activity; ATP binding
Source: RefSeq, a predicted model, not a curated record